Molecule: messenger RNA, 182 nt
Organism: Sphenostylis stenocarpa
Lineage: Eukaryota; Viridiplantae; Streptophyta; Magnoliopsida; Fabales; Fabaceae
Source: the annotation of a GenBank genome assembly
AUGCCAGACGACCGUCUCAGCCAAUUUUGUUACUUGGGAUGGCCGUCCCAGAUCCCAGACGGCCGCCCCGGCCUCCCCAGACGACCAUCCCUAUUUUCUGCACCCCAGACAGUCGUCUCGAGCUGCCAGGCUGCGAAAACUAUAAAUAGGAACACUAGUGCAAAAAAGGCUUUUUACGUCAG